GCCUGGUCCCCUUCCUCUCUCCCCAUCAUCCCCACAUCCCCGCAUCCCGCGCCGGCCGCUCGGGCUGAGGGCCGGGCUAUGCAGCUGUGGGGACCCGGGGGCUGCGGGCGCGCGUCCCUGCGGCGGCGUCCCCGGGCCCCGCGUCCCGUGCGCCCCCGCGCCCGCUGCGGGCGCCUGCUCCCUCCGCCGAGCGGCGUCUUUGUGUGCGGGGGUGUGGGAGGCGAGCGCGAGUCCGCGCAGCGCCGCCGAGUGCCCGCUCCCUCCCAGGGCGGGUGGGGGCCUCUCCGCGCCGCCCGCCGCCGCCGCCUCGCGAGGACGCCCGUCGCCCGCGCCGCCCGCACCGCGCCGGGCGCGCCGCCCCCGCCCGCCGCCGCUCGCACAUGCCCGAGCCGCAGCCCCGCGAGCAGGCAGCGCCGGCCCCCCGCCCCGCGGCCCCGGGCCCCGGCUCCGGCGCCGUCCCUCCUCCCCGGCCGGGCGCCGUGGCCCCGGCAUGAGGAGCGGGCGAUGAUCCCCGCCAACGCCUCCGCCAGGAAGGGGCCCGAGGGCAAGUAUCCGCUGCACUACCUCGUGUGGCACAACCGCCACCGCGAGCUGGAGAAGGAGGUCCGCGCGGGCCAGGUGGACAUUGAGCAGCUGGAUCCCCGCGGCCGGACUCCCCUGCACCUGGCCACCACGCUGGGGCACCUUGAGUGUGCCCGUGUGCUCCUGGCGCACGGCGCAGACGUGGGCAGGGAGAAUCGCAGCGGCUGGACAGUGCUCCAGGAGGCUGUGAGUACCCGGGACCUGGAGCUGGUGCAGCUGGUGCUUCGGUACCGGGACUACCAGCGGGUGGUGAAGCGGCUGGCGGGCAUCCCCGUGCUCCUGGAGAAGCUGCGCAAGGUGAGGCCCAGCCUCUCAGCCUCCACGGGAGCCCUUGAGCCCUUCUCCAGUGCAGACUUAGCCUCUCUCCCCUUCGUCCUCCAGGCCCAGGACUUCUACGUGGAGAUGAAAUGGGAGUUCACUAGCUGGGUGCCCCUGGUGUCCAAGAUCUGCCCUAGUGACACCUACAAAGUGUGGAAGAGCGGCCAGAACCUGAGGGUAGACACCACACUCCUGGGCUUUGACCACAUGACCUGGCAGCGAGGGAACCGCAGCUUUGUCUUCAGGGGCCAAGACACAAGCGCCGUGGUCAUGGAGAUUGACCACGACCGCCGGGUGGUGUACACAGAGACUCUGGCACUGGCUGGGCAGGACCGGGAGCUGCUGCUGGCUGCUGCUCAGCCCACUGAGGAACAGGUGCUGAGCCGGCUUACCGCGCCCGUCGUCACCACUCAGCUUGACACCAAGAAUAUCUCCUUUGAGAGGAACAAGACUGGCAUCCUGGGCUGGCGCAGUGAAAAGACGGAGAUGGUGAAUGGGUAUGAAGCUAAGGUGUAUGGGGCAUCUAACGUGGAGCUCAUCACCCGCACACGGACAGAACAUCUUUCAGAACAGCACAAGGGCAAGGUCAAAGGCUGUAAGACACCUUUGCAGUCCUUCCUGGGAAUCGCUGAGCAGCACGGGGGCCCCCAAAAUGGGACCCUGAUCACUCAGACUCUGAGCCAAGCCAACCCCACUGCCAUCACUGCAGAAGAAUACUUCAACCCCAACUUUGAGCUGGGCAACCGUGAUAUGGGCCGCCCCAUGGAACUGACCACCAAGACACAGAAUGUCCCUUACCCCUUGGGAUCUGGUGGGGGCAGGUUCAAGGCCAAGCUGUGGCUGUGUGAGGAGCAUCCCCUGUCCCUGUGUGAGCAGGUGGCCCCCAUCAUUGACCUCAUGGCCGUCAGCAAUGCGCUUUUUGCCAAGCUCCGGGACUUCAUCACCCUGCGUCUGCCUCCUGGCUUCCCAGUUAAGAUUGAAAUCCCGAUCUUCCACAUCCUCAACGCCCGCAUCACCUUCGGGAACCUCAACGGCUGCGACGAACCGGUGCCAUCGGUGCGAGGCAGCCCCAGCAGCGAGACGCCUUCCCCAGGCAGCGACUCCUCCAGCGUCAGCAGCUCCAGCUCCACGACCUCCUGCCGCGGCUGCGAGAUCUCCCCGGCGUUGUUCGAGGCCCCGCGCGGCUACAGCGUGAUGGGCGGCCAGCGGGAGGCGGCGACCCGGGACGACGACGACGACCUGCUGCAAUUCGCCAUCCAGCAGAGCCUGCUUGAGGCGGGCAGUGAGUAUGACCAGGUCACCAUCUGGGAGGCGCUAACCAACAGCAAGCCAGGCACCCACCCCAUGUCCUACGAGGGUCGCCGACAGGACAGGAGCGCCCCGCCCACGCCGCAGCGCCAGCCUGCGCCCCCGGCGUCAGUGCCCAGCCCUCGGCCCAGCUCAGGGCCAGGUUCCGGCGGCCACGUGUUCCGGAGCUACGACGAGCAGCUGCGGCUGGCGAUGGAACUGUCGGCGCAGGAGCAGGAGGAGAGGCGGCGGCGCGCGCGCCAGGAGGAGGAGGAGCUGGAGCGCAUUCUGAGGCUCUCACUGACCGAGCAGUAGCGCCCCCUGCCGGGACCCUCGCCAGCGCCACGCGCGCCACGCCCAGGGCCAGGAGCCAGACAAACCCCGGCCUGCGCGCCUGCAGAGCGGCGGCUGGAGACUGGAGCCACCGCCUCGCGGGUGCAGCAGCACAGCAGGCACGGUUCAGGGAGGGAUUCGGCAUGGCCGCGGGGUACCUUCCCAGGCCAGGGCCCUGGAGGCAACUGGCACGGCCUGAUUCCCCUGCUUUGCUGUAUUCUGAUUCCCCAACCCGCUACCCUGGGCUCAGAUCUGUCCUGUCCUAGGGCGGAGCCAGGCGGUCCUGAGGGGGAGAUGAAUCCUUAGAGGAGCGCUGUCCCUAUCCCUUGCUCCUUCUGGCCGGUCUGCAUUUCUGUUCACUAACCCCACUCCAGGACACUGCCCCUGAAGCCUUUGCAUCUCUGCUCUUCACUCCUGGGGGGCAGCUGAGCUCCCCGCGUGCUGUGUCACUGCUUUGUUCCAGACACAAACCAGCACGUCUAGGGCCCAGCCCCUCCCCCACCCCGGCAUUUCAGCGUCAAGUGCACUUAGCGGGGUACCCGGCUCCCCCAGCCCCCACACCCGUCCUGGGUCUCAGGGUGGUUCCAGCUUCUCCUUGGGCAGCCAGAAGUUGGAGUCCCAUCCCCCAAGGCACAUUUUUUUUUUUUUUUUUUUUGUGACCAGGGAGUGUGUCCAACGUAGCCCCCUGGCCUGUGCAAGCCCUGACUCCCUCAUGGUGCCUCGGAGAGUGGGGAGCAUAUUGGGCUGGGGUAAGCACUAGACCCAAGUAGACUGGACACAAAGGGCUCGCCCAGGGCCCUGGCGCCACCCCCACCCCUUCCCACCAGCUGCUGCUAGCCUCUGUGGUUGUACAUCCCACUUGCCCCCACACGGAGACUGACUCUAAAACCCUUCAUCCAAUGGUGCUAACCCCCGGCUCUCCCCUGCCCCACCUCACCCACCCAGAGAAGCACAGACCCCGCCAGGGGCAGGGGCCCACCGCACACCCUUGUCCCGGGCCUGUCUGGGACUGGCCUUCCCGGCUCAGCCAGUGAGGCUCAGAAGGGACACAAAGAGGGAUGGAAGAAAAGAACAAAGAGAAACUGUUCCUCCCACCCCCUUCCCUGAUGCCAGGGGCACCAGACUGAUUCUGAGGCACAAAUAAAAGAGGCUUCAUACAGGA
This is a messenger RNA of Gorilla gorilla gorilla (western lowland gorilla), 3682 nucleotides long. It is a transcript of the gene ANKRD13B, whose product is annotated as ankyrin repeat domain 13B. The transcript is spliced from 14 exons. Gene Ontology annotation, cellular component: cytoplasm. Lineage: Eukaryota; Metazoa; Chordata; Mammalia; Primates; Hominidae. Gene Ontology annotation, molecular function: protein binding. The record is from RefSeq and is a predicted model, not a curated record. The coding region runs from base 79 to 2502 and encodes 807 amino acids.